This is a messenger RNA of Ylistrum balloti, 4713 nucleotides long. Its product is annotated as exocyst complex component 3-like. The record is from RefSeq and is a predicted model, not a curated record. The transcript has 24 exons. Gene Ontology annotation, biological process: exocyst localization; exocytosis. Gene Ontology annotation, cellular component: exocyst. Lineage: Eukaryota; Metazoa; Mollusca; Bivalvia; Pectinida; Pectinidae. Gene Ontology annotation, molecular function: SNARE binding. Bases 161 to 2431 code for a protein of 756 amino acids.
AACGUCAACGUUGGGCUGUAUUUUGUCAACUUUAGCUUAAUUAUUCAGAAACGUUUGUUUCGUUAAUUCUACAGAGCGAAUGUUUGUACUGUUGGAGCUGCUGCUGUGGAAGUUGAGAUAAGUUGCUACUAAUUAGAGUCCUGUAUUGAAGACCAGAAAAAUGCCGGGAGAAUCAACGUUGAGUCCACCAGCACCACUCGACCUUGGCCGUAUGGAGGAGGAAGCAAAAGCCUCGGCAACCAAGCGAAUUGCUAGCAUUCUACAGAGACCAGAACAGUUGGAGAGGGUAGACCAGUAUAAGAGGAGAAUGACUCGUAAGAAGGCUUCAGUGGACACCAUGUUGAAGUCUGCUGUCCAAUCACAGUUAGAUGGAGUCAGGACUGGCCUGAACCAGUUACAAAGUGCUCUUCAGGAUGUUUAUGAAAUCAAACAGAGUUUGGAUGUAGUUGAAGAGACCUAUAAAUCUAUUCAGCCUCUGAAAGAUAAAUUGAGUGCUGUUAACAAAGAAAACAAUAGUUUUUGUCAGCUUGGAUCUGCCAUGGAAAAUUUGAAGCAUAUUUUCACUGUACCUGAAAGUGUUCGAAAGACAGCGGAGUUCAUCAAUGAGAGCAAGCUUUUACAGGCACAUAAACACUUGACAGACCUUGAAAUGGCACGAGAUGAUCUGAUGUUUGAGCUUCAUAAACAGCCGCAAAAGUCUCCAACAGACAACAAUACACUUACGAAAUAUUUUAAAGAUGUUGAGAAACUUUCAGAGGACCUAGGCAAACAGUUAUGGAUAAUAAUGGGCAGAGUUCUUAUUACAGUGCGUCGUGAACCUACUCUCAUUGUCACAGCACUGCGUAUUAUAGAACGAGAAGAAAAACGAGAUGAGAUUGUUAUGAAAAGAAAAGAGCAAACAGGAUUCCUUCCUGUGGGGCGGCCAAAACGCUGGAAGCAGAAAACAUUUGAAAUUCUGGAACGCACAAUUACAUACAAAAUCGAAGGAAACCAGAUGGAAGACCGAGACACCAACAAAAUGUGGCUUGUUCGACAUCUAGAGAUCACUCGUCAACUCAUGAUUGAUGACCUUCGUGUCGUCAAGACGAUGCUUCCUCCUGUGUUUCCCCCGUCAUAUGCCAUUGUUGAUAAGUAUGUAAAGAUGUACCAUGCAGGGAUUGCUAAUCAUAUCACAGACAUGAUAGCCCAGGGUUUGGAAGGUAAUGAGUAUGUCACACUUCUCAGCUGGAUCAAUGCUUACAACUCCCCAGAACUUUUGAAACAUCCCGACCUGAACAUUGACAUCAAAGAUCUAGGGCCGCUGUUGGAGCCGAAUGUUAUAGAUGACCUUCAGAACCAGUACUUGAAGAAUAUGAGAUCAAAUAUCAUGGACUGGACAAAGAAUUCCUUGGUUCAGGAUAAAAAAGACUGGUUCCGGGAAGAACAUCCAGAUGCUGAUGGGGACGGAUUCUAUUCAACUUCACUGCCCGUUAUCUUAUUCCAAAUGAUGGAACAGAAUCUCCAAGUUGCACAAAUGAUUGGUGAAGAUCUGGUGAAGAAAGUUCUCGGAUUGUUUGCAGAUGAGUUGAAUAUGUUUGCUAAGGAAUAUCAAAGUGAAAUUCAAAGCUACAAGGAAAGACAUUUGAUGGACAGAAGUGAGCCCAAGUUUUUCAUCCACUACUUGAUUGCCAAUAUCAACAACACGAUUGCCUUCUGUGACUACAUGAAGGAGCUGAGGAAGCGAUACCUGAAAGAGGAGUUUGAUGAUCGACUAGAGGAGGAAGAGGAUAACAUCAGGAAAGAUCGAUUUCAGUUACUGACAGACAGGUUCAAACAAAUCGGAAACCUUGGGUGUAAUAUACUGCUGGAUGAGGUGUGGAUUGACUUGCGAAACAGUAAAUGUAUUGACGAGCUACUCACCAAAUCUUGGUGUCAGGGGUCUCACUGUGUGGAUAUCAUCUACGCCACUUGGGCGGACUAUAGCGGAGACUUUGUUCACCUCAAGGAGCCCUUUAGUGUGGGGCUUGUUGUCGAAGCCCGACGCAGAUUGCUACGAGAGUACAUUAAAGCAAUACUCUCCAAGAAGCUACAGCUGAAGAACUAUUCCGAGCGUAAACCUGUCGCUGACAAAAUAUGUUCGGAAGCUGAUAAGUUGAAAGAGCUUUUUAAAGAAUACGGGAACUUAAAAGCAGGGGAAACAGAUUUUGGACCUCUGAAAUUGUUGGCUGAAGUGUGGAAACUCCGAGAUACCUCAAUGAUGCAACUUGAAAUAACAGGUCUGACGGUUAAACACCCUGACAUCCGUACAGAACAGCUGAUUAGUCUCCUGAUGGGGCGCGGUGAUAUGAGUCGUGUGGAAGCAAGACAGAUGGUACAGGACACAGUCGGAGAAGAUGAUCAACUAAAACCUAAACCAAAGGGAAUCUUUACUGAAGUGGCACAAAUGAGCUAACCUGGUCACGGCACCAAUAGUUUCUUUUGGACAGGGGCAAUGGGGUUAGGGUCGAAUUGUCUGGUACUGCACCAAUAGUUUCUUUUGGACAGGGGCAAUGGGGUUAGGGUCGAAUUGUCUGGUACGGCACCAGUAGUUUCUUUUGGACAGGGGCAAGGGGGUUAGAGUCGAAUUGGAUUUGUGAAAUGAUCAACAUUGUCAUCGCUAGGAUAAUAAUCCAAGUGGCAACAGAUAUAUUGAUUUUAUUGAUUACAAAAGCAAGAACAUUUUACUUUUGAUUUCAUUUAAAGUGAAAAAUACCCAAUACCCAGGGAUUAUUGAAUGGAUCAGAUCUUCUCAUCAAGUCAUAUGUCAUAUCAGAUUCCUGAUGUAGGGAUUAACUGAUCUGGUCAUUGUGCUAAAAUCAUUCCACAAUUCUGGAAAUUUAUUUUCUAUCUUGGUCAUUUGUUUAAUGAAUGUGUACAACCUGAAGAAAAGAUUACGCAAUUACUUGCUGUUUGAUUUAAUGAAUGAAUAAUGUAAUUACAGAAUUAAAGGUGAUGAUGAGUUGUGAUAAAAAUAUGUGCUUUUACAUACUGGACAGCUGUACAGAAUAAGAAUGAUCAUUCCAGAUUUAGAAAAAAAUCAGACUCUCAAUGUUGGCAGUGUAUAAAUGAAUCCUACUUUUAUGCUGAUGAGGUGAAUGGUAUUAGACUUUUUGCUGAGGGGUGAAUGGUAUCACCUUUUAUGCUGAGGGGUGAAUGGUAUCACCCUUUAUUCUGAGUGGUGAAUGGUAUUCGACUUUAUGCUGAGGGGUGAAUGGUAUCACCCUUUAUGCUGAGGGGUGAAUGGUAUCACCCUUUAUGCUGAGGGGUGAAUGGUAUCACCCUUUAUGCUGAGGGGUGAAUGGUAUCACCCUUUAUGCUGAGUGGUGAAUGGUAUUCGACUUUAUGCUGAGGGGUGAAUGGUAUCACCUUUUAUGCUGAGGGGUGAAUGGUAUCACCCUUUAUUCUGAGUGGUGAAUGGUAUUCGACUUUAUGCUGAGGGGUGAAUGGUAUCACCCUUUAUGCUGAGGGGUGAAUGGUAUCACCCUUUAUGCUGAGGGGUGAAUGGUAUCAACCUUUAUGCUUAGGGGUGAAUGGUAUCACCCUUUAUGCUGAGGGGUGAAUGGUAUCACCCUUAAGAUCCUCAAAUCGAGUUAAACUCUUGGAAAAUGUUUGGUUGUAUUAGUCAUAAACCAAUCUGAUUAAAAUACAUUGUACACUACAUUAUGAAGGUCUUGCAUUGGACUGUAAGGGGUCACAUUCAGAUGACCUUUAAACCAACAAAUCAAAACAUGCCUGGUAAAAUGUUAGCAGAGCAUGUUGCUCCUAGGCAUUUAUCAUGGCUGAUCAUUAUUAAAUAGAUAAUAACUGAUUUUCCUGAGUCUCAUCCACACCAAGAUGGCUGCAUCCAUCACAAACUGCCUUAUUAUAAACACUGUGUUUAUUGUGUGCAUCACUUGUGGCUUUCGUUUCCAUUAUCAUAAAUACCUCGGAAGGAAAUGAAGUGAUGCUUUCAUUAUUUUCAACACUGCUGCAAUUGCCCGUUUUUAACCUCCUAUUUUAACACGCUACCAAACAGGCAUACAAGAGAUGAGUUUUGUUUGCCUAAAAUAUCAAGUUGUAUUGUAAGCAUUGAGGUCAUCUGAACAUGACCCCUUACCAGCCAAUGUGAGAUCUUCAUUUUAAUCAGAUUCGGUUAUAAAAUACCAGUUCACUUCUUGUAAUAGUUACUUGUUCCGUCUGUUUUUAAUGUCACACUCACAAGAGUUAUUCCCCCUUAGAACUGUUGGUUUGAAAAAUUAAGUAUUUUGGUAAUUAUUGACACUAAUGUUAAAAGCCUUAUAGGAUUUGUAUGAUAUCACACUACUCCCUUAAGUGUGAUUGGAAAGCUGGUAAAUAAUAUCUUUACAUAGCAAAACUUGACAUUUUUAACUGAUUUUCCUGUGUUGUAUAUACAUAUAUAACAUCAAUAAAACACCAAACAACACAAAUUAUGUCAGUUUUAAUGUAGAUAAAAGUUUGUUUAUUUUCUCUCCAUCAUCAAGAUUGAAUGAGGAUAAUUUAAUAUUCCAUUAUAUCUCCCCAGUUUCUGAUUUCUGUUGUACACAAUAGGGGAAGAUUUUAUCAAUCAUUGCUUUGUUUGGUGCCAAACAGGUUAUGUGCAAUAUUUGUUUGUGAAUGUAUUGUAUGAUGAAAUACAUGGUGUAUUUUAAUUUAUAUACAGAUAUAAACAAGACAUUGUUAUGUCAAUGGAAUUUA